Molecule: messenger RNA, 1586 nt
Organism: Cladocopium goreaui
Lineage: Eukaryota; Dinophyceae; Suessiales; Symbiodiniaceae
Source: the annotation of a GenBank genome assembly
UCUCGGGAGUUUCCAAGCAGCCCUCUCCUGUUGCCCCCUGCGUCAAAAUGGGCAGGGGCAAGACGAAAGUCCAGGUGCCAGAGUGUCGCUAUGGUGCGGCCUGUACUCGGAGGGAUUGCGUCUUCAAGCAUCCGCCAAAGCCAGCAAAGUCUGUCCGUCAAUCCGUUGUUGAAAAAUCCGACAAGGUGUGCUUUGCAUACGUUGCCGGCAAAUGUGCAUUUGGACGCCAGUGUCACGACAAGCAUCCGGACGAGGCUUCCUGCCUGACGAUCAAGGAACGCUACAGCAAGAUUGAUUGCCAAUGGGGCCGGAAUUGCCGAACCGAUGGGUGCCUCUAUCGGCAUCCCAGCGACGAGCCUGUUGGUCCCGCACUCACGUUGGAGCUGAAGCCACAACCAGCGGUCUAUGCAGCGGGAUAUCCGGUUGACAAAGUCGAGGCGAAAGUCGAAAGAGUCGAAAGAGUCGAAAGAGAACGAGAAAAGGACCGUGGUCCUGUUUCGCCACGAGAGCCUGCACAGCAACUCCCAGUCAAGGCUGAGAGGUCCAUUGAACCGCACCAUGGCAUGGCCGUCGAACGACGUCACGAGGACCCCAUCCAAGCCUUGGCAGAGCGGAUGAUUCCUGAUGAAGAGGCCCAGGAGCAGGCCAGACAAGAACAGUUGGCUGCUACACUUCGUUGUAUGGGCUUUGAUGAGGAUUUGCAAGCAGUGCAUCGAGCAGAUGGGAAUUUGAACAGAGCUGUGGACGACUUGCUACGUGACCCAACAGAUGACAGCAGCUUUUCCCCACCGCCCAUGGCAGAGCUUGGGAACUACAAAGGCCCAACUGCCAUGGAUGCCUUAAAGGUGGAGCCGACGAAGCCCUUUCGUUCUGCCAUCCCAGCAACCGUGGGAGAUGCGUUGGGUUUGAUUCGAAAGAGACCGCAUGCGACACAUGAAGUGAAGAAGCGUGGUCCGAGUGCCGCCUUGCGACGCCACUGCCGAUGGAUCAAGGAGCUGCAGCAACAGGUAGCAGAGGAAGCCCAAGUGGUUGAGCACGAGGAGAUCGAACGUGAUCGACGGCAACGAAUCCAAAGGGAGGUCUUCCGGAAGCAACGGGAUGCCAUCCGCCUCAUCAAAUUGAGCCUGGAAGUCAGAUGCAAGGAUCAAAACACGGCCCUAACCGUGGCCCUCACCACGAGCAUCGCAAUUUACGAUGUGCCAUGCUCUGUGCAUUGCAUCAUUGCACCACAAAGGCAAAGGCUGAGAGGCAUGAGAGGCCAUGCCGGCGCUGCGGAGGACUUGACCUCAGUCCUGAACCCCAAGGCGAAAGGCGCAUCCAAGCCGGUGUGGGCAAUGACAGAAGGAGAAAAGGAGGAGCAAGAACAGAUAGACUUUGGUCAACUCAUCAACUUUGUCGAAGACCUGGACUACGACGAGUACAUCCAUGAUUUGGAAUUCCGAGAAUGUCUUCAAGCUGUUACAGACAGAGCAAGAAGACUGCAGCGUGAGCAAGAAGCCUUCAAGGAUUCGUUGCUGCAAGAGCUGAAUCAAGAAACGAAUGAUUCGCCCUCGGAACGUUUGGAGGACCCGGGUAGAUUCGGAUAG